Messenger RNA from Poeciliopsis prolifica (blackstripe livebearer), 2285 nucleotides. Its product is annotated as deoxyribonuclease-1-like 2. NCBI's taxonomy places the organism in Eukaryota, Metazoa, Chordata, Actinopteri, Cyprinodontiformes, Poeciliidae. The coding region runs from base 133 to 1029 and encodes 298 amino acids. Gene Ontology annotation, biological process: DNA catabolic process. The transcript is spliced from 10 exons. Gene Ontology annotation, cellular component: nucleus. Gene Ontology annotation, molecular function: DNA nuclease activity. The record is from RefSeq and is a predicted model, not a curated record.
AACCUGACGCAUCCGGAGGAGGCGUUGCAGUGGGCGGAGCUUGUGGUCCCUCCUUGAGCCUCCACCCAUCAGAUGAAACUCGGAGUUUCUGCUCGUUUCACCGACCCGCGUCUCACCUGAGCAGAUCCAGCCAUGAGGGGGCGCUCCUCCAGCGUUGGUCUCGUCCUGCUUUGGUUCUGCAGCCUGAUGAUCGGAGGAGCAGCAGGACUGAGAAUCUGUUCCUACAACAUCCAGAAGUUCAACAAGAACAAGGCAGCAAAUUACAGAGUGAUGCACACACUGACCAAGAUCGUGUCUCGCUGUGAUAUCUGCGUCCUGCAGGAUGUUGUGGAUCCGAAACUGGAAGCAGUCAAAGUUCUGGUGGCGUCGCUCAAUAGGUCAAAUAAAAGGUAUGAUGAACAUCAUUAUGAAUACCUGUCUAGUCAAAGUCUGGGAAAGGCCUCUGAUGACCUUGAGCAGUACGUCUUCAUCUACAGGACACACCUGGUGAAACGGUUGGAUCAGCACCAGUACGAAGGUAAAGCCUUCGUCCGGCCGCCGUUUGCCGUCCAUUUCAGCUGCAAUAAAACUGACAUCAAGAAGUUCGUUUUGGUUCCGCUCCACACCGACCCGGAUCACGCCGUCCAGGAGAUUGACUGGCUCUACGACGUCUUUGAGGAAGUCAGCGCAAAGUGGAACAACACGAACGUGAUGUUCCUGGGAGAUUUCCAUGCCGGCUGCGCCUACGUCACCCGGGACGACAAGAAGAACAUCCGACUCUUCACCAACUCCAACUUCUCCUGGCUGAUCGGAGACCGAGAGGACACCACCGUCACCGACCUGACCAACUGCCCCUACGACAGGAUCGUGGUUCAUGGUCAGUCCUUCCUGCAGGGCAUCAGGCCGGACUCUGCAAAUGUUUUCAACUUCGGCAAAGAAUUCAGACUCCGGCAGGCCAAGGUCAGAUCACCCUCAGCUGGACUUACUGAUGAAGCCUCUUCUCCACCCUGGAUUUUAAUGAGAGGCACCAGAGAGACAUCAACAUUUUGAACAAAUCCUUCAUUUUCCUUCCACUUCACAUUUAUGCACCACUUUGUUUCCACCAGAUAAAAUCCCAAUAAAAAUCCUCCAUCUUUGUGGUUGGAUUAUAAAGUUUUUAUAUGGAAGCAAAACACACUACAAACACAUAAAUGAUGUAAACUCUUAAAAACAUAAAAAAUGCUGCAAAUUAUAAAAACAUUAUAUAAAAACACUGCAAGUUGACGGCCCAAAACAGCAGUCCUCCAGGCCACCAGGGGGAGUCUGGAGUUUGUAACGUUACCUACAUAAAUAUGCUGCUGUCAGUAAAGACUGCAGUGGUGAGAACGGCCCAGUCAAAGUCACAUCAGAGUUCAGGGUUCAGAGUUCAGGCACAGAACGGCCCUGGGUCGUAACUUCACAUCCAAAAUGGAAGACUGGUCACUGUUUAUUCAUCCUAAAAGACUUUUAGGAUGGUCAGUAGAUAAAAAGACCAACUACAACCAAACAGAUAAUUUUAAAUGUUCAAUGUGUUCAAAUAUCUGCAGUAUUUCUGCUGGAGAUAUUUGUUUUGUUAUGACUUGUUGAAUUCAAUAUUAUCACCAUUUAUUUUAUGCAGAUAAAACUUAGUUUGGUAUAAAGUGGAGAUAAUAACAAAGAUCAAGUUCAGGACAAACAUACGGCUUAUAGAAAACGUAAAAUAAAUAUCUGGUGCUACACGUGAAUAAUAAAAGUCUAAUGGAACUAAAAUCUCCUUUUUAGACAAAAGUUGUGACUUUAUGAGCCAAAAUUUUAACAAUAAAUUCAUCAGUUUCUUCCUCUAGUCCUAUAAGAAACCAUUUGUUUAGAAAUCAUGAUAAUAAACCGAGCAGCUUUCUAUUCCACUCCCACAAAAAAGAUAGCAGGAAGGAGGUAGAGCACUGGGACCGGGCCAAAGACCUUUUCUUUCUUCCUCCAUCUUUCCCAUGUGAUUUGAUGGCCGGCGCCCCCUGGUGGCCAGGAGGACAAAUGGUCUGUGGUGCGAGUUUAUUCACAGCUUUUUCCCUUUUGCUUCCAUUUUCUGUAGCUGCAGAGUUUUUCUGUUGCAGUUGUUUGUUUGUUUUGUGCAUUUUUCAUCAUUCAUCUGUUUGCCUUGUAUCCGUCUCACAGUUUCUGGUUUCUGUUGCUUCUGUCUGCCAGGUGCUGCUACUGAGCGAACACUAUCCAAUCGAGGUGAGAUUAAAAGGCUCCGCCCCCCUCCUGCAGGCCGCGCCCCUGCUGGUCCUGUUCAGCGCCAUCAUCCGGUUCUU